Phalaenopsis equestris is the source of this 895-nucleotide messenger RNA. Its product is annotated as ubiquitin-conjugating enzyme E2 35. The record is from RefSeq and is a predicted model, not a curated record. Gene Ontology annotation, biological process: protein K63-linked ubiquitination; DNA damage tolerance. Gene Ontology annotation, molecular function: ubiquitin conjugating enzyme activity. Gene Ontology annotation, cellular component: nucleus. NCBI's taxonomy places the organism in Eukaryota, Viridiplantae, Streptophyta, Magnoliopsida, Asparagales, Orchidaceae. The transcript is spliced from 8 exons. Bases 126 to 587 code for a protein of 153 amino acids.
UCUGAUGUUAUGCCAAAGGUCGUCAUCUGCUUGGAGUCGCUGCAGCUCUAUUUUCGGAUCUCUUCCCAGAUUUGCUUUACCUUCACGGCUUCACUUUCUGCUGCUACAGGAGAAAAGCAGUGGGGAUGGCGAAUAGCAAUUUGCCAAGAAGAAUCAUUAAGGAAACGCAGCGCCUUCUCAGCGAACCAGCUCCAGGGAUCAGUGCGUCACCUUCGGAAGAUAACAUGCGCUACUUCAAUGUUAUGAUUCUUGGGCCAUCGCAGUCUCCGUUUGAAGGAGGGGUUUUUAAACUUGAGCUGUUUCUUCCUGAAGAAUAUCCCAUGGCUGCUCCGAAGGUCCGCUUCCUUACCAAAAUAUAUCAUCCCAACAUUGACAAGCUUGGACGAAUAUGCCUAGAUAUAUUGAAAGAUAAGUGGAGUCCAGCUCUGCAGAUUCGAACAGUACUGUUGAGUAUCCAAGCGCUUCUAAGUGCUCCAAACCCAGAUGAUCCACUUUCAGAUAACAUUGCAAAACACUGGAAGACAAAUGAAGCAGAAGCUGUUGAGACAGCCAAGGAGUGGACUCGCCUGUAUGCCAGCGGAGCUUGAACGGCCUUAAUAUAAUGUGAAAAUCUGCCAUUAUUGAUUUUCUAUAUCAUAUCUUCAAAACGGUGUUCAUGAACUGUCAGAGUCUCUUAGCUUCUUCUCCUUCCAGCUUGAGGUGGCCUUAAUUGCUCUCAAAUUUGAAAGCAAAUGACUUGAAUAUGGUUUUAUCUCUAGCUAUUAUAUCUGCUUGCUGUAUCAUUUAUGCGGGGCCCCUGGUUGUGAAUGAUUUUCGGUUGUUUUUUUUUUAAUAAUUAAGAUAUUAUAACCUCAACCAGUCUUAAAUUAUGCACAAGUGUGUUUUAUAUUGCAAA